Humulus lupulus (European hop) is the source of this 1035-nucleotide messenger RNA. RefSeq lists its product as uncharacterized. Gene Ontology annotation, molecular function: nucleic acid binding; zinc ion binding. Bases 1 to 1035 code for a protein of 344 amino acids. Lineage: Eukaryota; Viridiplantae; Streptophyta; Magnoliopsida; Rosales; Cannabaceae. The transcript is spliced from 2 exons. The record is from RefSeq and is a predicted model, not a curated record.
AUGGAAGGACAUGCAGCUGGAGAGCCUACUGCAGAGCAAACUAUUCCAAAUGUUGCUGAGCUAAUGCGGAAAUUUCAAGAAGAAAGGGAGAAAAACCAACGCGCAGACCACCCACCAACAAAUGGAGCACAGCAACACGCACCACCUCCGACUCCUCCAAUAGAAGUCAGGAAUGCAAUAGCCAAUUACUCUCCGGAGGCCUUUAUGAAAUUCCACCCCCCGGAAUUUUAUGGAAGCAUUGAUUCGAAAGUAACAGAGAAUUGGAUUCGCACGAUGGAAAGAAUUUUUGAUCUAGCUCGAGUCCCACAAGUAGACAAAGUGCGGCUAGCAAUAUACUUGUUGAGGGAGGAUGCUAGCUAUUGGUGGGAUACUAUGGCGGCCAUCCAUGGAGUAGACACAAUGACUUGGGAACAUUUUCGAAACUUAUUGGAAGAGAGAUACCUUACGACUGCCUUAAAAGAUGAAAAAGCAAGAGAAUUCACUUACCUGAGGCAGAAAAAGAUGUUGAUGGAAGAGUUUAUUCGAAAAUUUAAUGAACUCUCAAGAUACGCCCCCCACAUGGUCUGUACGGAUGAAUUAAAAAUCAAGCAUUUCAAAAAUGCUAUUCAUCCUGACAUUCGCAAAGACCUCGAAGUAGCAGACUUGGAGGGAGCUUCUUUUUCCAAAGUUGCUGACAAAGCCUUGAAGAUCGAAAGGGCAAUACUGAUGCAAGAACGGGAGAAAGAAGCUGAAUUCAGAAGACAGGACACAAGGAACUUCCGAAAUCGGCAAAAUAACCAUUUCAUGAAAGGUGGUCCAAGUCAGAAAAGUAGUGACAAGAAGCGGCCUAACCAGUGGAGUUUCAACAACAACAACAACAAGAGAGGAAAGGAGCAGUCCCAAGAAAAGCCAGGAUUUCCUCAAUGCCCCAAAUGUAACAGAUAUCAUCCUGGUGAAUGUCGGGUUGGUACUAACACUUGCUACAUAUGCGGGAAGCCGGGACACUUUGCAAAGGAAUGUUCCAACCGUAAUGAACAAUAUAAAAGGGGAGAAUAA